Colletotrichum paranaense is the source of this 192-nucleotide messenger RNA. RefSeq lists its product as uncharacterized. The record is from RefSeq and is a predicted model, not a curated record. Lineage: Eukaryota; Fungi; Ascomycota; Sordariomycetes; Glomerellales; Glomerellaceae. The transcript is spliced from 2 exons. Bases 1 to 192 code for a protein of 63 amino acids.
AUGAAAGCCGCCAUCAUCCUCUCCGCUUUUGCUACCCUCCUCGCCGGCGUCAACGCCGUUGCCAUGAGUGAGAACCAGCACGUCGUAAGGGCACUCAUUGAGGCUCGCUGCCAUUGCGACGGCACCUGCUGCAAUGGCUAUUGGUGCACCGACACCGAUGUUGGAACUUGCUGUAACGACGUGCCUUGCUAG